Messenger RNA from Chironomus riparius, 1388 nucleotides. NCBI's taxonomy places the organism in Eukaryota, Metazoa, Arthropoda, Insecta, Diptera, Chironomidae. The record is from the annotation of a GenBank genome assembly.
UAUCUUCCGUGGCUUAUAGACGUACUUUUUUUACUACCAGAAUACAGUAUAGAAAAAAAAAAGUUUAUAGCUUAAUUUAGUGGUUGGAAAGAUAAUGAAAUCAAUCCAUUGAAUAUUUUGUGAUAAUAAUUAUUUCUGUGUGUAAAUAUAUUAAGGAAAUAAAUAAUUUGUGUGUUAUAAAAGGAGCAAUAAAUUGAGAAAAUGGGACCAGUGGAGCAGCAAGAGCCGUCAAACGAAUGUCUACUUCGUAUUCAAAAUGAAAUAAGUGAGGUUGAAAAACGAGAAUUAGAAUUACGGAAUGAGCAUGCAUUGAUUUCGCCGUCUUCGCCAACAACUAAUGGAACUGUAACAUUUGAUGUUGAUGAUGAUCCAUUACCAGCUGAUGUAAUUGACGUAAGACCAACAUCGCCACAAAAUAUAUGCAGUAAAGAUCAUUUUAAGAAGAACAAGAUCAUUGAGCCUCAACCAAAGCCUCAGAUGCAUCAAUUACUUACAGCGCCACCAUUAUCGAGAGCACUUUCCCAACCACAACUUUUCAACAUUUCUCCAGUCAAGAUUAGUUCACCUCAUAAAGGAAUUAUGCAAAAAUUUAUUGCCUCACGAGGUAAAUUGAAUGUUGGUCAAGUCAAUCAACCAGCACCGACUAAUAAUUUCAAGAAAAAUUUGAUUAUGGCACCAAUUGAAUUUAAUAGUGACAGCAUCAAAGCAUUUCAGAAUUUUGAAAAGGCACUAAUUGAACGUGAUAAGAAAGGAAAACCAAUUAGACGCGGCUAUGUACCAGUAGAAGAGAAAAUUCAGACCGAAUUGAGAGAUUUAAAGAAUCGUGAAACGGAAUUAAAGCGUUUACAUAAAAUUAAUGUACGCGAUUUCGACGAUGAAAUUACACCAGAUGAAAUUGAUAGCAGCGACUGGAGUCCAAUUAAUGGAAAAUUAUCAAAAUCAAUUGAUGCACUUAACAGUCAUUCUAGUCCAUCUCCGACAAUUGAAUCAUCAAAGCCAAUUCCUACGCCUAGGAACACUGCAAUUCGUCCGGCUGUAAGCUUAGCAACAUUGAUCAAUUUAGAGCCGGAAAUGGAAGCGCCUUCUUCUCAUAAAUUAAUUGAACGAUGGGAACAUAUUAUUCAAGAGAAUCAACAAAGAGAAAGGUCCUAUAAUAUUAACUGAAGAUUCAAAUAUAUAUAGCAAAAUACUUUUGUUUAUUUCUUUUGUGUCUUUUUGUUUGUUGUUUAUUCCCAUCAAAUCUAUUUAUUCAUUAAAAAAAAAAAGAAUGAUAUAAUAAAGUUUUCAUAAUAUAUGGUUAUAAUUAUUAACAUUAUUAUUAUUUACGCUCAAAAAUGUCAAUUCAUUUUUUAUUACUUUUUCGCAUUAGAAAAGGUCUUAAAAUAGUU